AUGUUGAUGGAUGAAGAAAACAAGGACGACGAGGAGAGGAGGCUAGAGAGUAUGUUGUUCGGCACGAAAUACACGCCGAGAGAGAAGGGAAAGGGGAAACUCGAGUCUAGCGAUGAAGGAGAAGAAGAUUCGGAUGAUAUGGAGGAAGAUGGUGGCCGAGGGAUGCAACAUCUUAGGGAUGAGGACUUAUUCUUUAUGGAUGACGAUUUAGGCGUCAGUCAUGCAAGUCCAGACUACACAAAUCAGGACUCCGGCUCAGAAAGCUCGCAGUCUCAGCAGUCUGGCGACGAAUCUGACUCUGGCUCACAAUCCUCUUCUUCUUCAACGUCUACACCUCCAACACAAAUACCAUCUUCCAAACUUCUUCCAAGACCCCUGACCGUAUCUCGAGGGAAGGCGCCGGCAUGGACCGACCCCGCGGACACUCUACCCGAUGCCAAAGUCUCACUUGUAUCUGGACCUACGCGACUACGAAAGCUUAGGCACGCUGCGGGCGAGGACGAGAUCUCAGGCCGCGAAUAUGAGACGCGUCUGCGCACCCAGUUUGAACGUAUCAACCCGGAACCUGAGUGGGCGCGAAAAGCACGAGGAAAGAAGAGCAAGUCGAAAAAGACAGACGACGAAGACGACGGCGAGGAAGAGGGUGCAGGUGUGCAGGAGCUGCUGACGUCGACGACGGGUAUCCUGGUGGAGGCCAAGAAAAGAGCUCGGCAGAAUGUCGUGCUUCCGCAGGGUACACUGGGAAUCGAACGUGUGCGCGACGCGAACCAGUCAGUCCAAAGCUCGAGCAGCGGGGAUGUGAGGGUGCUAGCAUUCCAUCCUAAACCCGCCGUUCCUGUCCUUUGCGUGGCCACUGCCGACCGAAGAAUACGGUUAUUCAACAUCGACGGGCACCUAUCGCCAUUGCUUUCGACCCUCCAUGUACCUUCUCUACCCCUUCUCUCCAGUACAAGCGUACUUUUCCACCCAUCAGGCAACAGUCUCCUCCUCUCCGGCCCUCGACCCUUCUUCUACACCUACGACCUGCAACAAGGUACGAGUACCCUUCACCGACGCGGCCUUUGGGGCACAGGCUUCGACGACACGGCCGCCCUCGCUCCAUCAAACCACAACUCAAAAAGACGUCGAAGGAACGGCGAUGCCACAGGCGAAGGGGGCAAGGGCGGCAGAGGCGGCGGCGGCAACACCGAGACUAUCCUGCACACCGCUUUCUCGCCUAGCACGGGCUCGCUCCUCGCUGUCGCCGGCCGCGGAGGCAACGUGCACCUCGUCGAUUGGAAAAGUGGCGCUGGGCAGGUAGUUGGAUCCUUGAAGUGCAUUUCAAGCGGAGGGGGUGGCGGAGGUGUGCAGGGCCUGUGGUGGGUGCCGUCGCCGCGAGAAGACCAGGCGUUAGGUGAUGGCGUGGCUUUUGUGGAUGACGAGAAGUAUCUGGCAGUGCUUACGGGUGAGGCGGAAGUGUAUAUCUGGGAUGUGGGCCAGAGGAGGUGUGUUAGGAGAUGGAAAGAUGAGGGCGGGUAUCGGGGUGCUGGAAGAGUUAUGGCUGGUGGAGGAGGUUCGAAAGGGUGGCUUACAAUUGGCUCGACGAGUGGGUUUGUCAACGUUUACGGGUCAGACUCCUUCGCAGUACCAGGAGACACGUUUUACUCGACCGAUAAGCCAAAGCUGGUCAAGGCACUCGGACACCUGACGACCCCAAUCUCGACGCUCAGAUUCAACCAUGACGGCCAAAUGCUGGCGAUGGCGAGCAAGGACAAGAAGGAUGCUUUGCGCUUGGUCCACCUCCCGUCCUUGACCGCCUUCUCGAACUGGCCCACGUCGAGUACGCCGCUUGGACACGUCACUGCUGUCGACUUCUCCGCCCGCAGCGAGUAUGUGGCUAUUGGCAACACCCGUGGCAAGGUGCUAUUGUACCAUUUGAAGGAGUAUGGCGCUGGAGGCGCCACCGGUUUCUAA
Cyclocybe aegerita is the source of this 1953-nucleotide messenger RNA. Lineage: Eukaryota; Fungi; Basidiomycota; Agaricomycetes; Agaricales; Hemipholiotaceae. The record is from the annotation of a GenBank genome assembly.